Molecule: messenger RNA, 1325 nt
Organism: Patella vulgata (common limpet)
Lineage: Eukaryota; Metazoa; Mollusca; Gastropoda; Patellidae
Exons: 8
Coding region: 85-1179 (364 amino acids)
Source: RefSeq, a predicted model, not a curated record
AAAAACAGUGAUGAGAAAGUUUUUAUUGUUGAUUUUGGUUUAAAGAUUACAUUAACUGAUGAUGAAACAUCAAUAGAUAGUCAGAUGAUCGAAGAUAUGAGAAUACCUAUACCUAUAUGUAAUGAGAAUUUCACACUCCCAGGUGGUGGUUCAAUCAAGGAAUUUGCUAAGGCACUUGGAGGGAAACUUUCACAAGCUGCCGUAGACGUCAUUUUCCAGAAACUUGGAUUAAAUAAAAUAUUUACGGAUGGUACCUGUACAGUUGCUCCGUCUCCUACAGAUUGUCCGUGGAAUAUUGACGUAGAGAAAUAUUUACCAGCUAAUAUAAAAGAUAAAGUAACAUGUGGAAUGCCAGAUAAUUGUUUCGGUUUGCAUUGUUGUGUGGAUUUCGAGUUUAAAAUACCAUUUGUUGAUGAACCUAUACACAAGAGUGUUCCAGUAUUCCUGGAAUUCGAUCCUUGUAACUUCGUUCUAAAAGUUGGAUUUGGACAGUUCCAGCACACAGAAACUCUGUUGACAUAUGACUGGGGAAAACCAUCUACAUUAACUAUAGGAAAUGGAGAUCCAGCUCCAAUCACCAUAUCUUUCACAAUAGCCCAAUACCCUAAAGGUUUUAUAGUAGAUCUAAAUGUGAAAGCGUGUAUUCCUAUUGAUGGAACACCAUUCUGUUUCCCUGAAGAAGGUUUACAACUGAUGAAACAAGAACGUAUACCAGCAUGUGAUGCUAGAUCUCUUGCCAAUCUGACUAAUAUCGAUUUCAACUUAAAUGAUUUUAUGAAGGAGGUUGGUGCUGAAGCUGGGCAGAAACUAGCUGCAUCAGCCGCCAGGUUUUUAUUGGAUAAAUUUGGUAUAACACCAUAUUUAUUGGAAGAACGAUGUGAUAUCAAACGACCGCCAUAUUCUUCUAAUACGGACGGCUGGAGAAAUGAUUGCCCGAAACCCAUCAAAAAAUUACCCAAGUUACCUAAAGGAUUGGUUUGUCAUCUGGGAGAUACCUGUACCAAAAUAGAUUGUUGUUUUAAUGUCGACUUCCUAGAUAUGUCCUUCCACGCUUUCCUCAAUAUAGAUACAUGUGAUUAUUUUAUUGAGGCUGCUAUUGAAAAUAAAGAUGUGAAAUAUUCUCUACUUGGUGAUAGUGUUGAUCUAAAUACAGGUAAUAACAUUUUAAUUAUUCUCUGAUUUGUCUUAAUUAAAGUAUUGUACCAUUGUCCAAGCAGGUCCUACAAACCAAUAAAUGACCACCAACAGGCUGUAGUUAGUUCAAUACUAAGAUUGCAUCCUGGAAACGUCACAAACAAAACACGAAAACUAACAAAGAUGUGAAG